AUGUCUAAGAACUCGGAGUUCAUCAAUCUGUCAUUUUUAUUAGAUCAUGAGAAGGAAAUGAUCCUGGGAGUCCUAAAGAGAGAUGAAUAUUUGAAAAAAGUGGAAGACAAGAGAAUAAGGAAGUUGAAAAAUGAACUCUUAGAAGCAAAAUGUAGAAGUGGAAAGACUCAAAAGGAGGCCAGCAGAGUCUGUGUUCACUGUCAGAGAAACCUGGGCCUAAUUUUUGACCGUGGAGACCCAUGCCAGGCCUGCUCACUAAGGGUGUGCAGUGAGUGUCGGGUCACAGGCCUUGAUGGCAGCUGGAAGUGCACUGUCUGUACCAAAGUCGCGCAGCUAAGGAUUAUGACUGGUGAAUGGUUUUUUGAAGAAAAGGCAAAACGUUUCAAACAAGUCAAUGUUCUCGGCACUGAUGUUAUCCGACAAUCCAUCUUAAGAAGAAGUCCAGGAGCUGAGGAAGUACAAAGCCAAGAGCAAACAUGUCAGGAUGUGGAAAAGUCAGACACUUCACCUUCUGCUGGGCAGAAGGCCAGCCAUGACGGGCCCAAGAGAAAAGGAUUUCUUCUUAGCAAGUUCAGAUCAGCAACCAGAGGAGAAAUCAUAGGUCCAAAAACUGAAAGUGGACGGAGCUACAGUUUGGACUUAGACAGCCAAAAUUUUCGGAGUUUGAAGUCAGCCCCCCGUUCAGACAGGGGAAGCAUUGGUUCAUCAGAUCUCAAUGACCGUGAUGUUGGUCCUGGGACCCCGAAGAGCGGCUGGAGCAGUGAUGUAACCCCAGGUACUCAGAGGUCGCCAGUCCCAAGCACCCUCAGUGUAACCUCAGUCAGCACUAGAGAACAUGGUUUUGAAAAUUCUGUGGGUUUGGCUACCGAUGAAAGCACCUCUGAGGAACUCAGAAAACGCCAUCACAGAAACAUUUCAGGCACACCUUCCAUAGCAGUAUCUGGAGCCUCCCUCUCUUCAGACUGGAGUCAAUCUGAGUUAGACUUCAGUGAAUCAUUUACAGAAGACUUAGAGGAUGCUGUAAGUGUAAGAAGCAAAUCUGUCCCUGGAGCUUUAGAUAAAGACUUGGACUCCUUGGAAGAAACUGAAAAAGGUGUUAAUGCCUUAGUGUCCUCUCGGUUUUCCACAAACACCCACGGUCUGGCAAGUGGCCUUUCAACCAAUUCUCAAGCAUGCUCUGACAAGAAGUGGACCUAUCUAAAUGUGCCAGAUGCUGACUCAGAUACUACCAGCCUUAACAGCAUGAUGAGUGUUUACAGUGAAACAGGAGACUAUGGCAACGUGAAAGUCAGUGGUGAAAUCCUUCUCCAUAUCAGCUACUGCUACAAGACCGGAGGGCUCUCCAUUUUUGUCAAGAAUUGUAGAAAUCUGGCCAUAGGAGAUGAAAAGAAACAGAGGACAGAUGCUUAUGUCAAGUCAUACCUUCUUCCUGAUAAGUCUCGAAACAAUAAGCGCAAGACAAAAAUCAGAACAGGCACCAAUCCAGAAUUCAAUGAAACACUAAAGUACACCAUCAGCCAUACCCAGCUGGAAACAAGAACUCUUCAGCUCUCAGUCUGGCACUACGAUCGAUUUGGACGUAACAGCUUCCUUGGGGAGGUAGAGAUUCCUUUUGACUCAUGGAACUUUGAAAAUCCAACUGAUGAGUGGUUUGUGCUUCAGCCUAAGGUGGAGUUUGCUCCUGAUAUUGGCCUUCAGUACAAAGGAGAACUAACAGUUGUUUUACGUUACAUUCCCCCAGAAGAGAACCUGAUGCUUCCACUAGAACAAUGUCAAGUGGCUGAUAAAGGAAAGAAGACCUUUAAGAAGGGAAAGAAGAAGGAGUUGCCUGUAGUCUCUGGAGGAAUAUUAGAAGUGUUCAUCAAAGAGGCAAAGAAUUUGACAGCAGUGAAGUCAGGAGGCACUUCCGAUAGCUUUGUGAAGGGCUACCUGCUCCCCGAUGAUAACAAAGCCACCAAGCACAAAACUCUGGUAAUAAAAAAGAGCGUUAACCCUCAGUGGAAUCAUACUUUCAUGUUCCGUGGCCUAUAUCCCCAGGAUAUAAAGAAUGUUUGCCUAGAACUCACCAUCUGGGACAAGGAGGCCUUUUCAAGCAACAUCUUUCUGGGAGGAGUUCGUUUGAAUUCUGGAAGCGGUAUGAGCCAUGGGAAGAACGUGGACUGGAUGGACUCCCAGGGGGAAGAGCAACGCCUUUGGCAAAUGAUGGCCAACAACCCUGGGACUCCCAUCAAGGGUGUACUCAUGCUGCGUUCUAGCAUGGGAAAGUGUAGGCUCUGAAGGAACCAGUUCUCCAAGAAUGAGGCCUCUGGGGACUAGCUGGCUUCCAUUUCCUACCAGCAGCAGGCUAGGACCUAGAACUCUGCUACCCCGCCAUUUCUCACCUGACAGUAUUGGGACGUGAGGGAACAUAUGUCAGUAUGAACAUUUAAGAUCUUGCUGAGUGCCUACAACUACAUGUACCUCUAUAUGCCUGUGAACACUUUCUCAAUUGGAUGAUAGCAUGUGCACCACACCAUCCUAUCAAUGAGCAAAUUGUGCAAUGGCUCAUAUGGUUUAAACCAUAAGAGAAAUGGCGUGAGUUUAUUUGAACCUACAAUUGAGAUUUGAGGUCCCUAUCCUUUAUCAAAUUAUGAGUUACUUUAUAUUUUCUCAAAUGAUUUAAGGAGAAAGAGGAUCACUGAAAAGAUAGAUCACUUGAAGAGUAAGAGGAAGGAUACUGGCCACCCUUUUCUCCCUAGGGAUCCUGUGAUCCAAGGAUGAGUGGUGGGGAUGGUUGUUAGUGCAAGGGGUUGGUCUUGUUAUUAUAGCAAACUUUUGAAUUAACCAAGUAAUGUCUCAAGAUGGACUGACAGGACUUUCUGUGGCGACUAUAGAUUUAUAUCUAAAGCAGCCUAUUUUUGCUAGUGAAGAGAGCUACAUAAUUAUAUCAGAACAACAGAUAUAAACUAGAACUAACCUGUGACCUGUGAAUGUUGGGAUGUAGGGUCACCUUAAUGAUAUCCUAGCUAUUAGAGGGCCCUGUUGUAAAGAUUUAUUUUAUAAAAUGUUCUAAGCCAUUAACCAAAGUGAAUAAGAAAUAAUGGUCAAUUGAUGUACCUUUUUGCAUUCUGUUCCUUGACAAGACUAGUUUAAUGAAAAGGAGAUACUCUGCUGUCUCACCUCUGCCCCUCCUCUGCCCAGUUAUGAGAGAGUCAUAGAUUCUAUUUGCUCACUCUCUCCCCUAUUUUCUCCUUCCCUGAGUUGUGUUAUCUCCUUUUGCAGUGCUUAGCUAUUUCCAUGAUAACGCUGAGUGACAAACCACCCCAAAUGUCAGUGGCUUGAAAUAGCAAUCCUUUCUUCUCAUGGUUAGCAGGGGUCCUCAAACUACGGCCCGCGGGCCACAUGAGGUGGUGUGAUUGUAUUUGUUCCUGUUUUGGUUUUUUACUUCAAAAUAAGAUACGUGCAGUGUGCAUAGGAAUUUGUUUAUAGUUGUUUUUUUUUUAAUAUAAUCCGACCCUCCAACGGUCUGAGGGACAGUGAAUUGGCCCCCUGUUGAAAAAGUUUGAGGACCCCUGUGAGAUUGACUAGGGCAUCUCUGCUUCCUGCUACAGGCCUGGGAGUCUAGGUUGGCUGCUCAUGUCUCACCCUCUCUAGGCCAAAGGAAUAGCCACAGAAUGAUGAUGGCAGGUGUGUUAAGAUGAGCCCCACUGCUCAAGUGCAUUUUGAGCCCCAGGUUGUGUCAUGUCCACUGAUACCCCAUUGGUCAAAGAAAGUCAGAACCACGCUCAAAUCAAGAGGCAGGGCUAUAUGCUCUCCCCACAGUGAAGCCGUGACUGAGUAAGAAUACAGUUAGGGAUGAAGAACUGAGGCCAGUAGUUCAGUCUCUGAUACCUUUUGUCACCUGGAAUUCCAGAUAUUUGAACCACGAAACUUAGAUGCAAAGGUGGUUAAAACUAGAAGAGACAGAGUCCAAACCUGAAGGCCAGGAGAGCCGAGAUGACUUGCACAAGGUUAUACAGAGGCUGUGAUUAAAUCAAGACUUAAAUCCAGGGUGCAAUUCUGAGGCAAGUGUUCUUUCCACUGCAGUCCUUGGCACGAUCCUAUGCUUAGCAGGUAGAUAGGAGGGCACAUGUCAAGAAAGGUGGAACCAAGUCUGAUUACUUGAGCAUGAACAUAAUGUACUCAGGUAUGUUCUGGAGUCACAUUCUAGUUCCUCAGCUCAUUUUUUUUCACUUGAAUUCAUAAAAAAAUCUUUAAACGUAUACAAACUGAAUUUUAGUAUUAGAAGAGCUAGAAUUAACUUCAGGCUUAUUCUAGCUAGUUGUUCUAUAUUUCUAGAUUUCUUCAAUUUAAAAAAAAGUGAUUUAGGAAUAUAUUUAGUAAUAUUCUCAGUGAGGGAAUAAGCAAUCCAUCUUCAAUAUUAUUCAGAAAUAGGUCAUCUAAUUCUAAAAAAUUAAAUUGUUGGUCUACUGUAGCUUAGUAGGUAUGAUGACCAUUUUUUAAAAAAACCUGAUGCUCAUAUCCCUUUCUUACCUUUUUAUAAACAGAAAACUGAAACUAUUAGAUCAUCACUACUUGCUUCCCAAACACAAAAAUAAAUUAGACUUAAGGUAACUCGUUACAUCUUCAGUGACAUUUUUAGGGAUGGUGAGAGGGUGAUGAUGGUGAAGUCUGGAGAUUAUCUCUGAAGUAGACACAGGAAAGUAUAUUUGUUCACUAAUAAUAAAUGUAGCAAAAGAAUAAAUUUCAAAGUUUAUGACUUGAACACAAGCAGAGCAUGAUGUGUUCAGAUCUUCAUAUCAUGGUUUAGAACCAUUCUCUGAUUCCUGGUUUCAUAAAAUCCAACAUCUAAGUGUUUCUGUAACACAAAACCCAAGUAUGCAAAAGUCUACCAGAUACCUGUUGGUGUUGCUCUUGGAAGUAAAAAGCAAAUUAGUAUUUAGGUAACUGUCUUUUAUGAAGAAUAAUAUAGAGAUAUAAAUAAUAUUUUUAAGAGUAGGUAAUGUGUGUGAAUGGCACAGAGUUCAAAUAGUUCAAAAUUGUAAAAAGUAAGUAUUAUUCUUUCCCCUUCCAUAUCAGAAUAUAUUGAAAGUCUCAUUCUGUCUUUAUGGCUACAGGAUGUUACUUUAUAAGGAUGCAUCCAAUUUAUUUAUUUAGUCUUACCA
Nycticebus coucang (slow loris) is the source of this 5144-nucleotide messenger RNA. It is a transcript of the gene SYTL5, whose product is annotated as synaptotagmin like 5. The transcript has 17 exons. The record is from RefSeq and is a predicted model, not a curated record. Gene Ontology annotation, cellular component: exocytic vesicle; plasma membrane. Gene Ontology annotation, molecular function: neurexin family protein binding; small GTPase binding; phospholipid binding. Lineage: Eukaryota; Metazoa; Chordata; Mammalia; Primates; Lorisidae. Gene Ontology annotation, biological process: intracellular protein transport; exocytosis. The coding region runs from base 1 to 2277 and encodes 758 amino acids.